AUGGACCACGACUGUGACUGCAAAGCUGAGAUACAAGGACUACGCAGUGAGGUAUCGCGUAUGAAUAAUCUAUUAGAAAAUUUCGUUAUAUCACAGGAGAAAUUAAUGACCGAUAUGCGUGAAAAUAUAAAAACAUUGAACGAAGAGAUCAAAGAUAUCAAAUCCUCGACUUCGGGGAUAGUAAAAGACCAGGACAACAUCAAAGGAUGUAUAACAGAUUUAAAUAGCAAAUUUUCUACGCACGAAGACAGGCUCACUUGUCUUGAAGGUAGUCUCAAGACAUCUACCACUACUACCAUUGAUUCAUCAGAGCCGAAUCGCUUGAGGAAAUAUGAAGAAAUAAUUCAGGAAAUUAAAGAGAGAAAAAAAUAUUAUUAUAGUUGGCAUAUCAGAACAGACUGCUACCAGUACUGA
Parnassius apollo (apollo) is the source of this 414-nucleotide messenger RNA. Lineage: Eukaryota; Metazoa; Arthropoda; Insecta; Lepidoptera; Papilionidae. The record is from the annotation of a GenBank genome assembly.